AUGCCUGGUCUAGUUCUGCAAACAUGGCGGAAACUGCCCCCCGUCGCCGCCGCUGUUCCUCCAUCAGAGGUCGCAGCCAAAAAGAAGAGGCAGCCGAAGAAAGCUGCUGGAAGAGCAAAGAAGAGCGGCAAGUCUUCUGGACCCAGCGUCUCCGAGCUGAUCGUAAAAGCCGUGGCCGCCUCUAAAGAGCGCAGCGGGGUUUCUCUUGCCGCCCUGAAGAAGGCUCUGGCUGCCGGAGGCUACGAUGUGGAGAGGAACAACAGCCGCAUCAAAGUGGGGGUGAAAGGAUUAGUGACCAAAGGAACUCUCACCCAGGUGAAAGGUACCGGCGCUUCCGGCUCCUUCAAGCUCAAUAAGAAACAAGUGGAAAGCAAGAAGGCCGCCCAGAAGUCCCUGAAGCCCAAGAAACCUGCAGCGAAGAAAGUGGCCAAAUCCCCGAAGAAGCCCAAGAAGGCUCCGAGUGCAGCCAAGACCCCGAAAAAGGUGAAGAAACCCGCUACAGCGGCUGCUGCCAAAAGCCCAAAGAAGCCUAUAGCCGUGAAGCCUAAGAAGGCGGCCAAGAGUCCCGCCAAGAAGGCGGCGAAGCCCAAAGCUGCCAAGAGUCCGGCCAAGAAGGCAGCGAAGCCAAAAGCCACAAAAAGCCCGGCCAAGAAGGCAGCUAAGCCUAAGAAAGCUGCGGCCAAGAAGUGA
This is a messenger RNA of Pseudophryne corroboree (corroboree frog), 690 nucleotides long. RefSeq names its product histone H1C-like. Bases 1 to 690 code for a protein of 229 amino acids. Gene Ontology annotation, biological process: nucleosome assembly. The transcript has 2 exons. The record is from RefSeq and is a predicted model, not a curated record. Gene Ontology annotation, cellular component: nucleosome. Lineage: Eukaryota; Metazoa; Chordata; Amphibia; Anura; Myobatrachidae. Gene Ontology annotation, molecular function: DNA binding; structural constituent of chromatin.